Messenger RNA from Aspergillus saccharolyticus JOP 1030-1, 399 nucleotides. RefSeq lists its product as uncharacterized. Lineage: Eukaryota; Fungi; Ascomycota; Eurotiomycetes; Eurotiales; Aspergillaceae. Gene Ontology annotation, molecular function: oxidoreductase activity. The coding region runs from base 1 to 399 and encodes 132 amino acids. The record is from RefSeq and is a predicted model, not a curated record. The transcript is spliced from 3 exons.
AUGGCCCAUACGUACUUUGCCAUUGUCGAGGGUGUACAGUAUUACCGUGAUGCCAGAGUCACGAGACCAGAUGCGUACCCUAAUUUGAAUUCAGACAACGAGCUCAACGACAUCCGCCCCUCGGCCUCGGAGGAGAUUGACGCGAUAUGGGAGGAGAUGUUUAUUAAAGGCCGGAUGCUGCCGUGCAGGAUGAUGGACUUGGGCCUCGACACUGUCGCCUGCAUCGAACAACAUUACAUCCACGAACGGGGCCUCUCACCCGAACAGACAGUCGACUACCUGACCACAAACUACGUCUCCACAGGCAAACUAGGCGCGAAAUGCGCCCAGGGCGGGUUCUACCUCUCACCCUCUACGACCACUAGCAAGGACGAACGCCGCCUCGCUGUCAAGACCUGA